Messenger RNA from Cinara cedri, 14414 nucleotides. Lineage: Eukaryota; Metazoa; Arthropoda; Insecta; Hemiptera; Aphididae. The record is from the annotation of a GenBank genome assembly.
AUGAUGACGCGACGGUCGACGUCGGCGCUGUGCGUCCUGUUCCUGUACGCGACCGGUGACCGGCUGCUCCGGCCGGCCGCCGCGGCCGACCAACGCGCCGGGUCCGCACCGCAGGUACGGUAUACGCGAUUUUCGUUUGUUUUUUUUUUUCGUCCGGCGACCAAAGGUACGCGGAAUUCGUGCGGCGCCAGGGGCUAUACCGUGUGACGUCGCCCGUCCGGCAAACAUUAUUUUCGCACAAACGUGAGCCGCGCACGUCGGUUUUUGACGGGGCGGCCGACCGGGUCCGUUUGGCCGACGGAGACUUUACGUGUGGGUGGCAGGAUGGGAAACGAACCUUAUUUCCUUCUCUCCCCUUCCCCCUCCCCCGUGACCCGAUUCUCGAUUCGCGGGGCGUAAUGAGCCGAUACGUCGUCCGUCGAUUUGACGUUCGAUUUUCUCCACGUCGAUCCGGCCCCGGCCGUGCGCGUCCUGUUUACACAAAAAAAAAAAAAAAUUAUCGAAAACCGAUUCUGCGGCCCCUCGAAAGCUCCUCCAGUCUCGCCCGUGUACACGGACCGGACGAAAACCGGAAGUUUACCCUGCAGAUUCGUUCCGACCGGUACGGUAUUCGUUUUAUUCCGCUAAAGUCGGUCGAAUGAUAAUAGCCGAAUUUCGAUUUUUCCCGAAAGCUAUUAUUUGAAGAAUGAUCCACCCUACAGAUUCUCUCGGAAACUAAAGCACCUUUACACAAAACACGUAUUCGAUUCAGCGACGUUCGCGAUACGAUUUACUGUUUCGAACCGAAUUAAAAGGUCACCCCUACCGCGGUGUUCUGAUCAUUGUAUUAGUUUCGUCGAAACGCGUCCGCAAACACGAUGUUUAAAUCCGAUUGGCUAGGUUUUCUUAACGUCGUCGUAAUAUUACGGCCCUUCGCCGUCUUCUCGUAAGUUUACGGCAACCGCAUAGGGUGCAUUUGUAAGCCCGUUGUAACGAGUUGUACGCCGUUCAGUCAUCUCUAAAGUAGCAUUUUCGUAAAUAUUAACGGCAAAUCAGACCGAAUACAAACGCAUAAAAAACAAUAGGCUAAAUUGGAGAGUUGUCACGUUUACUAAUUACUAAUAUUAAGGUAAUACAUUUUUAAGAAAUGUUAUCAAUUGUACACGAUAAUUUCAACAUAGAUAAUAACGAUUGUAAUUUAAAAUUACGAGGUUCAUGAUUUGUAUGUUCGAUUCGUUCGUAUUAUUCUUGGAUCUUGAAUUUUGGUAGUAACCCAUUGUUCGUUUUCGAAAAAUAAUAAAGGCUGAUACUUGAUGUGCCGAUUUUCGGAAGAAAAGAUAUACUGUAAAGCAAUUGAAUUUAUGUCCGGACGCAACGAAAAAACGAUUUUGAUCAGAGUAAGGAAACACGGAACAAAACCGAUUAAAAAAAAAAAACAAACUAAAUCUAAACCUUUAUAAUUAUUCAAAAUCUUAAGAUUUAAAUUAUUAUUAAAAAAUCGUUUGUCUACAAUAAUUAUUCGCGACAAAGCGAAUAUCGUUCAUAUUUGAUUUUUUUACAACCCAUUAUUAUUACUAUUAGUUGUUAUAGUUAGUAAUAAUGGGUUGUAAAAAAAUCAAUAACAAUUAGUUAACUGGUUGUUAGAGUUUAUCGGUUUUUCCUCGAUACCGGGCAAUAUCGAUUUGUAAUAUGGUAAUAUUGAUCUAUGGGAUGACACGUGUUAACAUAAACACGGAAAAAAAAUUAUAUCUACAAUAUUGAGCUUUUUUUUUUUUUUAAAGGAACGUACAAAUCUAAAGGCAAUUAGCUGUUCUAUAAUUACAAUACCUACUUGGUAUUGCGAUCAUAGAAGUUGAGGUUUCAGAAAUUACCCAUAUACGCAUUUUAUCGGUUUUGUCACUAAACAUAUGUUUUUUUUACGAAAUUGUUGACGGCCAAGACAAUAUUAUCAUAGAACAGUAAAAAAAAACAAAGCCUAAUGAGUGUAAAACAAUCUUUACAUUACAUCAUUACAUCGUAGACAAAUUGAAAAUGGGAAAAUAUAAUAAUAAUUAGCUUCAAGAAUCAUCAUCGUCGAAUAAAAAAUCAAAGUGAAACGUUUAAGUUGAUGUUAACAGUGAUAACAACAUUUUUUUUUUAUUUUGAUAAGGAACGAUAUAAAUAUUUAAAAACUGAUAAUUUUCACCCACGGAAAUGGGACAGUGCGUGGUUAACAAAACGGGUUUCGCCUCCGUAUUAGAUUUUUCCCGUGUUCUCUUAUUAUUAAUCGUAUUUUUUCCGUGUUAUCAAAGUAACUCGAUUUCCAAUUCGUCUAUUUAUUAAGAAAACUAUUAGGAAAAUCAAAAAAAUGAACUCCAUUAUGAUGUGUACAGAAUUGAUCAAAAUUGUAACGGGAAUGUUCUUAUAAAGUUUUUGAUUGGAACAAGAUUGCUGGUUAAAAAAAAGUCGUUUAAAGACGCAAAACGUCAGAGUAAAACCAACGCCUACACAUUGUACGUUCCUCGUUUCACUCACAAUCUAAAAAGUCGAGUUUCAAACAUUUAAUCAAAGAUAAAACAGUUUUAAACUAUUUAUACCGGUAAACGGAUCGUAAAAAAGUUUUGCCGAUAAAAAAAAAAACAAAUAAAUAAAUAAAAGUUCCGGUAGUUUUGAACCGUAUACUUGUGGGACGAGAGAUAAAUUAAAUGCGCGUAUACCGUUUUUUUUCCCCCCCUUAGAGUGACGGGACGUACUAUUUGUGAACGGUUUGUGUGUAAAAGUGUGUUGCAGCUUUCGACUAUAGUCGACACGGGAAAUUGAAUUGUACGUCGGUGUUAUGUUAAUUAUUAACAGUAGUGGGAUAGAAAAAAAAAAAAAAAAAAACGGCAUCUGAAAUACAACCGUACGCCGUUGAAUAGAUAGUCGCGCAUUGAAUUUUGCCGAUAAUUUUAUCGACCGGCCCGGUAAUUUUUUUUUAAAACCAACUGAUUUGCCUUUAGCCGAUUUCCAAUUGAAAACAAGAAUACAAUCGUAUGACAAAUGCAUAAUACAGUACGCGGUAUUGUGCCGAAGUGUAAUCGAAACGGGACAAUCGAGUGUCCCAUGCUCAGUUGUUUUUUUUUUUUUUUCUAAUCGCACUCGUACGUACUCGGAUUUUUUUAAUCGUCCAAUUGGUUUAUUUUUACGUUCCGUCGGGAGUUUUUUUUUUCUUAUUAAAAAACACAUUAUUAUAAUAUUGUUGAAUGCGUCGGAAUAACGAUUACGACAAUUAAAUCGUUUUGGCAUUGUUUAAUUUUUUAUAAUGUGUAUCGGAUAUUAUAUUACUAAAAGACAAUAUUGAAUACGUACGUCUAUUGGCGGAAAUACAUUAGCAUUCCGGGGAGAUGGGGGGGGGUAGAAAGAAGGCUGAUAAUAAGGUGAACCGCGGGCACUGACACACACCUUUUAUAACAGUAUGAGUCCGUCAUGCGCAAUGUAUGCCUUUUUUUUUUUUUUCUGUCUACAAACAACUUUUCACCAGGGAUCUUGCUCCGACCUUUUCGAAAAAGACGAUUUUGCGUCUGGUCGAUGUAUUACACGGAUCGUGUUUUUGAUUUCCCAAAGGGGUUUUGAAAAUAAUUGAGAAAAACCCGAAAGAAAAUCAAAACUAAAAAUAUUUAUCGCGGCGUUGCCGAGUUAUUGCGGAGACUUGAAAUUUCAACAAAAUACAUAUAUUGACCUUUUGUGGAUGCGGUGAAAUUCGCAAAACAUUCUAGCUUUCUCUAGGCUGUUUAUAGAUUUCUGAUAUUUUCGUGAUUUGUUAGGUAUCUGUUAUUUAAAAUUAUAACAAAUUCGAGUUUAAUGCAUUCGUUGUUUUUUUUUUUUUCACAAGCAUUUAAGAUCAAAUUUUGAUAAAAAUCGUAAAAAUUACCGGAGCCAAUUCACCAAUUUCACCAAUUUAGGUAAUCGGUGUUUUUACACAUUGAAUUGGCUCCCGAGAUUUAUGUAUUGAUUUGGGCUCCUACAGCAUUUAUUUUAUGCAUCCAUUAGUUAUAAAAAUUGUUUGAAACAAUAAUUUAAGCGUAAUAUAUGAAAAUAAUUUGAAAUACAAAUAUUUAAUUUUAUAUGUCAUCGAAAUUGUUAAAAUUUAGUAAAUUAUAAUAUUUUUAAUGCAUUCAUAGAGGUUUAUCACAGGUAAAUUUUAAACUAUUUACUAUUUAUUUUAUCGACCGAAUUUUAUACAUAACUUACAGAGGCACGAAUUGCUAUUAAUUUUCUACGUAGGUUAUUGCGUUUAACGAUAUCAGUGAAAUAAGUAGAUAAAUUACAUAAUUACAUAAUGGCUGUGACUGUUUAACACGUUAUCGGGUUAAUGGUUAGACAAUUCCUAGCAGUUUUUUGUGGCAUUGUGUCACUAAAAAAUAUUAAAGUUCGUACUUUUUCCACUUUUAUAUUUAUAGAACCGCUUUAUGUUUUGAAAACCACUUGGUGAAAAAUGUAUCGGAAGCCAAUUCAAUAUUUAGUUCCUUGGGAGUCAACUCAAAGUUCGCCAAAAAUUACUAAUUUAUGUUUUAUAAAUUCCUUGUAAUUAUUGUCUUUUUGUUGAUAUUCGGUGACAAUAUAAAACCACUGUCGCACCAAUCAUAUUUAAUUAAAUAUUCUAUCGCCGUAUACGAUAUAAAUUAUAAAUAAAGUAUCUAAUUUGACCGCUAGAGUGCAGGUCUUAUAUACCUAGAACGUAUUGCCGUCGAUAUGCGUCGCGACCAACAUUACUUUAUAAUACGAUUCCUUACAGGAGUAGAUAUCAAUUUCUACAUGAAAAUAAUAUGUUUAAUGAUUUUAUACCUAUAACUGGUUAUACUUAGAUUUCCUCUUCGACAACUAUGCUGAACCCCCGCUACUGGUCGGGUAAUCAGUUGAAUAUCUAUUUAUAUUAAUAACACACAUUGAGUAAGCACAAUAUUAUUUUAGAUUGAAAUCGGUACGUAAACACUGCAACAGUAUUAACCGUAAGUAGUGAUUGUUUCGAUUACGUUUUAUUGAUAUUGGAUGAAAUAUCGGUACAAAUAGCUAUGAAUUAUACGAAAAAAGUAAAAAUUAACUCAUUCGAAAAUCAAAAAAAAAAAAAAAUUUAUAUUAUUUCCUAUACAGUUACGGGUACUUUUAUAUCAGGAGCCACGGAUUUAUUCGGACAAUUUUUAUUAUAAUUUGAUGUGAACACGAUUUCUAUAUUUAAAUUUUUACUCUCACUCGUUAUACCUAUUAACCUUAACACGUCGAGUUUUACGAGACCCGAAUGUUGUUCUCACACGCACUUGACAAAAGCGCCGCGGAGUUUUUCCCGCGGGUUAAUUGUAAUAAUUUCGGGAAAAAAUUGUCUAAAUGAUUUGGAAUUUUGUAUUAAUCGAUAACGAAAGGUGCGAAUAACUUCUUCCGUUACCGCGGAUACCAAACAAAGUACCGACACUGUAGUAUUUAAAUAUAACGAGAAAAUACUGACAAACGAUGGGAAACGUUAUUGAGAAAAUUGUCAAACACUGUGAGGCUCAAACGCAGUUUUCACUGCACAUUUUUUAAAAUCACAACGAGAUACAAUUUUUGGGGUUUUUAACCCCUUGCCUCUUUUUAUACGUAGAUUCAAAGAAGAGAAUAGUGUACUAAAAAUGUUGAUACGCGUAACAUUGAUAUCACGGCUACACCGUUUAUGAGUCAUAUACAUAACGGUUUUGCAAUUUACACCAGAUUGGUAAUUGGAGAGUAAUACAUUUCACAAUAUUCAUUUGCAGACUGGAAAAAAAAAAUGAUCAAAUUCCCUUAAAAUCUUCCGAGAAAAUCGCCGCAACAAUUACCCCGGGUCGAUUACGACUUAACUUUAAGGGGGAAACGGUUUCGAAAAAAAUCCUCGUUUCGACGCCGAAACGUAACGUCUGCGUUGCACACGACCCAUUCGUCUUCGAGAGUCCGCAAUAUUUGUUCGUGUAGAAUUGCGCGACCGGUUUCGGACAUUUUUUUUUUUUUUUUUUUUUUUUUUUUCCCCCGGUAUUUCGACCGGCCAUCAGCCGACUUGGUACCUUUAUCGCACGUCUCCGCGUUUCCCGCCGCGUACCGGACGAAUUCGUCUGCGCGGACGUACGUACGAUGACAUUAAUCGUUUAGCGCGUCUUCCAUUUGGCACGGCGGCGGCGUACCGUUCGAACGGUUGUGUUCGGACGGUAAACCGGAGCCGUUCGCGUUGAAUUCGUACCCGAUUAAAAAUAACCGCCGCGAUAAUGCGCGUUACCCGCAAUAGGCAUCGGUUCGAACGAACUCACGAAACCCCUGUCGCGUUUCGGCAACGACGGUUUCUAUUACUUUCACGUGAGCUAAAUACACUUUCGGCCGUGUAACUAAUUAAGUUGAAAAAUAAGAGAGAAAAAUAAUCGGUCGCCGUGAACCGAUGUGCAAUUUGUGCGUGUACGCGUAAAUAUCAAACAUAUAGCGUACGGCGAGACCAAAGACAUUUUGCUCGUCGGCUUUCCCCUUCCGCCCCACAUUAUAAUAGCCGACGACAAGAUCGUUUUUUUUUUUUUUUUCUUUCGAUAAAUGCCGUAAAUACGCGCGUUUUUAACGCGCGUAUAAUUGCACGAGUAUUAUAUUCCGAUUUCGAGUAUCGCGUUCGUGUAGCGGUAACGAGAUUGAGGAUUUCCGAAGUGUAUUAAACACUAAUGUUAAUACAUCCCCGAAUCGUUUUUGCGAUCUGUCUGGUAGAAAACAUAAAUCGUCAAAGUUUAAAAUAAUGAAAUUGAUGACGCGGUAGUGUUUUCUAUGGGCACUUUUUAUCCUCGAUUAUCAUAUAAAAAAAACAACGUGAAUAUCCAAAAAUCGACUUCCCCAAUGCGUCGGUUCGGUUUAAACAUAUUCAAUAAGAAAGCUAUCUUGUUGUUCCGACCAGAGAAAGAUUUCUGGAAGAAAAGUUGUUUAAAGACAGGAAAAAAGUACACGUCAUAAAACCAAUACAUUGCAAAAACGCUUAAAAUAUAAAAUUCAUUAUUGUUCAAAAUUCUGACAAUUUUUUUAAACUUUUACAAACUCGAAAAUGUAUUUCGUAAUGUUAAUAUCGAACAAUUUAAGUCAACGUUGCACAGAGCAAACAUUCAUUAUUAGAUGCACGAAACAGUUUUGUAAAACAUAUUUGUUAAUUUUACGACUGCACAAUAAAUACUUGUGAUAAUAAAUUAGAACAGUUCUAAAAUGUAUUUGAAAGUAAAUUUGAGUUGAUCAAAUUUCAUUUUUUCAAAAUUAUCAAAACGAUUAGUUGCCUAUACGUUACCCCUUAAAUACGAGUGGUAUCUCAUAAUGCUAUAUGAAUGAAUAAAAUCGAAAAUCAAAUAAGAUUUAAAAUAGAAGUUAUUUUUAUACCUAACUAAAAAAAAAAAAAAAAUGAAAACAAUUUAUUUGUAAACAUUUUUUAAAAUAAAUGAAAGACAAUUUAAGAGAAUUUUAUUGUAAAAUAUCCAUAAAAAAAAUUAAUACAAACCGCACUUGUGAAUUUCUUGUAAAUAAUCUCUAACAAAAUAAGGGGUCACUUGAUUUGUUCUGAAAAUAAUCAUUAUCACUACAAUUUUUGAUUUACCAUGUCCAAAAUCAUAAUUUUGUUUUGUGACACAUGAAUUUGUAUGUACAUUUGUCAUUCGACCAGCAUUUGCGUUGAACCUUCAUGUUUCAAAAUGAAAUAUGAAAUUACGUAAAUUUUAUUAAAUCUAUAAUAUAGCCAAACACUUUUUAAGUAUAUUCUCGAUAAGAAAUACUGACUUCGGUCUGUCACAAUUAGUUAUUGAAUAUGAUAUAGUAGCAUGUGGUGGAUCAGCACAUGAUCACAAGUAAAAUGCAUACAGAUAGCGCAGAAUACCUUCCUAAAAAUUAUUCUUCAAAAACCUAGGCUCUAACCCAGUAAAAAACUCUACUCAGAAUCGAAAAUCUUACCCAUUCAAAAAUUAAAACUACAAAAAAACAUAAUACAACCAAUCGUCCAUAAAUAUGACAUGUGAAAAUUUAAUAUUUCCCAAAAUAAACACCAAAAAAAUAUUAUGAUAGCUAUGUGAUCACGGGUUUAAGAAUUUAUGAAAAACUUCCAACUUAUAUAAAAAAUUGUGAAAAACUUAUUGACUACAAAUUGCUUGUAAAAAGAAGGUAAUUGGUCAAUGAUCUAAUUCUGUGAAAUAAUUACCGUCAUUACUAUAUAAAUUGGCUUUGUUUUUUAAUUAUUAUUAUUAUUAUUACUAUUUAAUUGUUUUGUUAUUUUUUUUUCUCUCUCUCCCUCUCUCUUUUUUUGAGAGUUUAUUUAUGUUUAUUUAUAUUUCUUUUUUUUUCGUUCAUAUAGAGACACUCACCUAUCAAAAAAAAAAAAAAGGAUCAUCCUUAGUGAUAAACGAUGCAGUAAAAUUUAUAAACAUUCGUAAUCAUGUAAAAUUGUAAAACACAAUACUGCAACUAAAUAAAUAAAUCUUUAUUAUUAUUUUUAUUAUCAUGUUGAACAGUCGUUCGAAUAAUUUGUUCAUAGCUAAUAACAAUAAAAAAAAAAAAAAAAAAAAAAAAAAAAAUUUAAUUUUGGGUUUUUUUAUUAUUUUUUACAGUUAAAUUAAUCGUAUUAUUCGAAUAGGGUCAUUAAAUUAGAGCUUGAAUUAAAUGUACAACGACAUACAACUCACGAUUUUGGACAUAAUAAGCUAAAAAUGUAUAAUAAUACAUGAAAAUGAUUAUUUAUAAAUAAUACAUUUUCUAUAUAUAUAUAUGUAAAUAUGGAUGUGUGUCUGUCUGUAUGUCCUUUAUAGACUAAAAAACUACUGGGCCGACUUUAACGGUGGUUUUUUUUUUUCAAAAUGUUCCGCGUGGUCCGGAGAAGGUUUAUAGCUAUUGAAAUUUCUAAAAACCACACAGGGAUUUUUAGUAUUUUGUGGUAUAAUUUCUGUUGAUUGUGUGGUAUCUAUGGUAUCUACUGAAUAUCGUUUGUUAAUUUCAUUGUAAUUUUGAUUUUUGUUCAACGUUCAACAAAUUUAAAUUCAUUUCAAAAAAUCUAAGUGGAAAUUGUUUUGUUAUACAUUAUUUGACACUAGCAAUGCCGGGUGGGACAGCUAGUAGAAUAAUAAAUAGAUAAUAAUGAUUAUUAUUGGAAAAAAUCCAGUGAACCUUUAUUCGGUAAAAAAUUUUCUCAAGAAAUCCAUUGGUACGGUUUAUUGAUACUGAAAAAAAAAAUUUCAAAAAACUCAUAACCAUUUAUAGAGUAACGCGCUGUUGUGUUGACCAUUCUUUUUCAGGACACACUGUUUAUGUGCCCGAAAGAUUUAGUUGGUCCGGCCCCCGUUAAAGCUGAGUACGGACCUGGGUUUGAACGAUUCGUAUUAUAUUUUUAAGUAAUCGAAAAAGUAUUUUUCUCACGGAAAACAAUAGUUAUGUUCAAAAACCAUAGGCAGAUAUUUUGUCACAUGUGAAGCUUUUUUUUUUUUAAACAUUUUACCCUCGCUAUUACUCACCAUACUCACAUUUUUUUUCUAGCUGUGGCACCUAGUAAACAUUUUAAAUUUUUAAAUCAAAUAAUAAAACAAUUGCGUUCAUUUUUUUCACACAUAUUGACAGAUAAUAUAAAAAUUCGUACAUUUUAUGUAAUAUUGAUAAAAUACAUUUUUGCUCAUACGAAUGAAAUGUGUUUGAAGAAUUGAUUGAGAAGUGUUGUGGAAUAAAACCUUUCGCGGCUUAACAAAAAUCUAAGGCUGGGGGGGACCUAAGUUCCUUAAUUUCUCGCUUAUAUCCGCCUAUAAAUGCGGAUAUGUAUAUGUAAUACAUGUAUUACAUGUAUUAUGUAUAUUACUAUAAUCGCGUACAGUAUUUUAUUCUCAGCUGAUUAUAUUUUUAAAAAAACGAUACAAUAUUGCAAUAUAGGUAGUAUAAUAUAUAGGGCUAGGAUGAGUGAGAGUGCGUUUAUUCGCGGUUAUGGAAAAUUAUCGAAUAGUUUCCAUAAUAUAAUAUUAUCAUAAUGUUAUUCGAUAAUUUAUUUUUAUAUCAGCUAUAUAAAAAAAAAAUACUUCACAACUAUAGUGUUUACAACAAUACCGUUCAUGAAAGUAUAAAAAAAAAAAAAAAAAAACGUAUAGUAAUAAUAAAUUAGCUUUAAAAAUAAAAAUCUCAUAGGAAAUGCGAUUGAAAUAAAACUAAAAAGCUGUCAAUCAAACAUUUUUUUUUUUCGCAAAAUGUUCAGUAAUUAUAAUCAAUAUUUAUGCAUACACGCAAUUCCUAGAAGUUAGUAGAGUCAAAACUAAUUGGAAAAAAAUACCUUGAUUCUUUUUUAUAUUAAAUCACAAAGUCCGAGUGUAUUUUUUUUAUUUUCUAUAUUUUGCUCGUGUGAAAGAAAUGAACGUGUCAAGUAAAAUACGGGGUACGCCAAAACUAUGAUAUAAAAUGUGAAAAAAAAAACCCAAGAAAAAAGAAACAUGAGCACAGAGCUUCGAAACUAGAGUCGAAUUUUUCCACAGUUGACUUGUUGACGUUAUAAUAUUCGGUAGAAGAAGCCGCUAAAAGUGUCCAAAUAUACUGGGGGGGGGAAAAAAAACGUAUAAAUACAUAAUAAAUCAAGCACAAAACAGUGCAAUAGUUUAUAUUUUCGGGGAUAAUCCAACAGCAAUAUUGGAAAUCUUAAUAGUUUGUUUUAUUAAAGAAAUGAACAUCGUAACAAUAUUACAAUAUGUUAUACUAAAGUUAUCACGGCAUUAACGGAAACUUUGGUUUUUAAUGAAUUUUCGAAAUUUAGUGAAUAUUAUGAUGUGACAUUGUUUUAACAAAUUAACCAACGGAAUAAUUUAAAUAGGUACACGAUCCAAUCGUUCGUACGGGUAAUCAACCGAUUGUUUUUUUUUCCUUUUCCUCCCUUUAUUCCGAGAUAAUUUGAAUUUGAUUAUUUUCGGUCAUAGAUGGAUAGUAGCCAGUGUACAGCGUACGUGUACCUGUUGUACCUGUUCGCGAGAAAAAAAAACAAACAAAAAAAACAGCGUACACAUAAUAUUAUUGUAAACGUUGCGCACUCGUGCGAGAAAUAACCGAUCCUCUCGGGUAUAAUAAUAUUUUGUCUGGAGAAAACCGAUACACUCUCGCGGUAUAAAUAUCAUCGUAUACAUCGUAUAGGUACGUGAAAUCGCCUAAGAAAACAAUAAUACAUAUAUUUUAAUUUUAUUAUAAAAAAAAAAAAAAAAAAAAAUUGGCAAAACAAACGGACAAAACGUACAGUUUUCCCUUUUCGUACACCUGCCUACAUACAGUGUGCUAAACGAAUCCGUAUAAUAUUAUAAUAACAAUAAUAUUAUGAUGACCUGCAUAUUAUUAUUACUAUUAUCGUCGACGUGAUACGGUUGUUUAGUGUCGGAUCAGACGUGCUCUACAUCCGCGUGGUACCGUAUCCUAUCCGUAACCUUUCUAAAGGACGGUUCGAUAUCAUUGAUAUUCGAUACACUUACGCCGUGAUAUGUACGGACGGGACAUAGGUGGCUGAAACGUCGGACGUGUUAUAGUUUUGACGGUUCACUGAAUCAGCGAGAAUUGUUGUGUUGGUCAGGUGGUGGGCCGUUCAAAUUUUGACGAAAUUCCGGUUCAUGCGAGACUUUAAUGAUACAAUUCCGAUAACCGCGCCUUUGUCCCAUAACAAUUGACACAGGACAAUAAUCAAUAAUCGGUAAAAGCUUUCCUAGGACAUUGGAUUCGGGUGCGAUGGAUUCAAUGCACGCCUGUAAGCAACGAUAAACCACUGCUGUCGGAAAAAAACGAUUCCGAGGGCAGUCCAGUUGAUAGUGAUGCUUUGUCAACAAUGUAUACGAAUAUGUCAUAUUAUGGUGGAAUAAUGAGAUAGACAUUGUAUUAGGCAUUUUCUUUAAUAAUAUUUGUUGAAUUGUUGUAUCGAUUUUCCUACGUUUUUCCCGGGUUUCCCAUGUUUUUCCCCCGGUUUUUCACAUUUGCUGGGAAAACUCUUGGGAAAAUCGAAUAAUGACCUCUUUAAAGUACCUUCUCUGUCAGAUUUACUUUCAGAAAAAAUGACGUCAUUGUAAAUCGGAGCAAAAUUGCUAGUAGAAAAGUUGUUCACAGAAAAAAAAAAAAAAUCGUAAUAUUUUACUAAUAUAUUUCGUACAUUUUCCCGUUACGAUGGGGCGGUCAAUUUUUUUUACUCUUUGAACCACCAAAUAAAAUAUCUCGAGCCGUCUCCGGGAUGGAGCAAAAGUCUAUUAGCUAACACGACCAAUACAUACCUGUCUACCGCUAUGUCGAGUGUAGUUGAUAAAACAGUUUAUCGUACAGCAGUACUACAGUAGGUAAAAACGUGUUUAUUAUCUGGAUCAUAUCAAACAGAUUUCGUCAAUUUCCCUCUCCUCCUUCCGCAAAAAAAAAAAAAAAAACAAAAUAAAAAUGUUGUGUUUUAUUACCUACAAAGUGCAAAAGAAAUAUUUGUACAGCCGUCGUAAUUUUAUAAUAGACCUGCAUUAUGGAGAACAUUAAAACGUUGGCCUACAAUAUCCGAUCACAAAAUAUGAUGUAUUUUUUUACUGAACAGGUCUUGAAAAGUUGUACAUGCUUCGACUGAGCUUCUCGGUCUGUCAAAAUUCUUCGCCAUGUACAUUUUGCGUUACUCUAUCGUUCACUUAUUUUGCGUCCUUGACUAUUUUGUCUGACCACCGCAUACUGUUGUUGUGGGGGGAGGGGGGCUCACUCGACCCUUUUGAAUGUUUUUAGUUGUAUUCAAACUGUACUGGUUUUAAUCAAUACAUUACGAAUGCAACUUCGGUGAGCUUACCAAACAUGACCACCGCGUUCCAGUCGGUUUCCGUAAAAGCACCUUUAAUUGUAAGGUUUAACGUGUAGCUUCGUGAAUUCAACACCGAGUUUCACUCGUGACUCAAGUAACGCGUAAGUUUCACUGCCGAAGUUUUUUAAAGCGUUUUUGAAGCUCAAAGAUGUUUUAUAAAACUGAGUUUGAGUUGAGCAUUCGGUUUAAUAUAGGUUUGAGAUUAUUUAGCGUUAACACUUUAUUAGGUAUUUAGGAAGCUAAAUCGUUUAAACGGUUUUAAACUAAGACUUAAAGUGUGAUUAGGUUUAUUUGGUAAUUACUAAGUUUCGGUAUGGUGCCAUCCUUAGAUUACUGGCCAUACAUUUUCUAAAGAUUCAAAUGUUAUACAUACUUGAAAUUGAAAAUAACAAAAUUUAUGGAAAAGUAUGUUCGGUUUGAUUUGCCGCAAUUAGCCUUAUUUGUAUCCGGUUGUGCGUAUAAUUUUUACCGCUGAUAUUAACAACCAAAUAUUUAGAACCGUUUACUCUCUCAAAGAAAUAAGGUCUGAUCCGUUUAUGACACGUUUUUGUCGUAACUAAAUAUGUAUGAUUUUGUUGCGUUUCGUGCCAAGACUUAUCAUUUUACUGGAAAUUAUUAGACUUCAUCUCGCGUUUAUUGACGUACUUACACAUGUAUACUUGUUAAGACUACCAAAAAUCAUCUGACAAAAAAGACGUCCUCGCGAUCAUAGGUAGACAUUCCACCGAAACGUCCACCUAUGCUUCCGAUAUAAUUGUAUGCCAUUUAUAACGUAUACUAUUGUUUCUACGAUAUUAUAAUGUUGCGUACGCUAAUUUAUAAAAUUCAAUAUGCGUCACAAUACCAAUUCUGUCUGUUUGUUUGUUUUUAAUGUUUUACUCAAAACUGCUCGCAUAUUACACAAACUUUUUAAGUAUUUUUUCCGGCAAUUGUCAGUCGUGUGACGUAUCACGUGUAUGAGUUCAACUUGCUAGUCCAACAUGUUAAUGGCGCACUAACCGACUACGGGGUUUUCACGACAGUAGGAGGCGCUAUGAACCGGAGCUAUAAACAAAUACGAUUGUCAUUAUUUUUGAUCGAAUAUAAUCGAACACAUUUUUUAUUAUUUUUUUUUUUUUAUAAAUUUUUCGAAAUACGUGCGGACCGAUGCACACGUGCUCGGGACGAAAUAUACACUCUGUACAUUGUAAUACACGCACGCCUGUAGUAUAACCGUACGUUAUGUUGCACACAGGAAAGCUCACCGGUGGCGUCCAGAUGCGCCAACAAUUACACGAUGACGUGCGUCAAGAGGGACGUGCUCGCGCUCCUCGACGCGCUGGACGGCGAACGGAGCUACGAGAUCUAUCCCGGGAUCACGAUAUACCAGAGGCGUUCCCCGGCGCCGUCCAGGAACGAGUCGCUGGACGCGGCCAAUUCCACUCGGCUGGACUAUCUGAUCGCCAAGCGGCUGGACGGCUACGCGGACAGCGUGGACCUGCGCGUCAGGCUGCUCGACCCGAUAAACGCGACGGCCGCGCGGUCGGUGGGCCACACGGUGCUCGAGCGGUUAUUGCCGUUCCUCCGAAUGAGUAUGACCAAACGCAUAAUGUUAUUAGUUACCGUCAAGUCUUUACACUAUCUGUUGCCGAAACUGUGGGACAGGCUCAGCCGACACUAG